UAUUCUCACCGCGUGUCACCGUCCUCUUCCUUCUUCCAAAUAUCAACUCAACCGCGCGAAUCAUUUGGCUGGAGCUGAGAGAGAGAGAGAGAGGGGAAGGAGAUCGGACGGAGCUUGCGAAUGGUGAUGGCUCAGCUCUUCUCCCCUGUUUGCUCGGAAACCCCGCUCUGCUUCCAGGCUUCAUCGUCUCCAUCCUGUUGUCCGAGGACUUGGUGGCGUUCCUCGCCGGGAACCACCCGUUCCGGAAUCGAUUUCCAUGGUCGGUGCCGGAGUAGGAGAAGGAUGGGGUUCAGGAUUGCUGCCUCCGUAGCGGGGGACUCGCUCUCGAAGCAGGAUUUUGCCGAUGACUAUUACGCUGUCCUUGGGCUGUCACCAGAUGCUACUCCACAGCAGAUAAAGAAGGCUUAUUAUAACUGCAUGAAAUCAUGCCAUCCAGACUUGAGUGGAGAUGAUCCAGAUGUUACAAGCUUUUGCAUGUUCAUAAAUGAGAUUUAUGAAGUGCUUAGUGAUCCUAUGCAGCGUAUGGUGUAUGAUGAAAUUCAUGGGUAUUCUUUAACCGCCAUCAAUCCUUUCCUGGAUGAUACAAGCCCAAAGGAUCAUGCGUUUGUUGAUGAGUUUAGUUGCAUAGGAUGUAAAAAUUGUGCCAAUCUUGUCCCAGAUGUAUUCAGGAUUGAGGAAGAUUUUGGGCGAGCAAGAGUGCACUGCCAAUCUGGCAACCCUGACUUAGUUCAACAAGCAAUUGAUAGUUGCCCAGUUGAUUGCAUCCACUGGACUUCAGCAGCACAAGUUUCUCUACUUGAAGAUGAAAUGCGCAGGGUAGAGAGAGUGAAUGUUGGGUUAAUGCUUGCUGGAAUGGGAGUUGCAUCGGAUGUGUUCAGAAUGGCAAACUCUCGAUGGGAAAAGCGCCAAGCAAAAGUUUUGGAAAAUGUUAAGGUGCAGUUAAUGAAGCAAAAAUAUACUGAUAAUAACAGUUGGUCCUGGAGCAAUGUUUGGGGAAAGCCAAAGAAUUAUCAAAAUUCAGGGGAGGAAACAAAUGAGAGAGCUAAAAGGGCUGCUGCGGCUGCACGUAGGUGGAGAGAAUAUUCAAAAAAAGGUACGGAUAAACCGCCUACAUUCAAGCUUCCAGAGGCUAUGACCAAGGAAUAAAAACAUAGAAUAAUAUAUAAGAUACAUCAUUACAUUGUUACCAUUGUAACCCAUUAUUUCCAGGGAGGCAGUUUGGUUUCUCUCUAUUUUUACCUCCAUAAGUGAAAUACUUGGAAACUGUAUAUAAAUAUCCUGGUAUUUAUUUUGCACAGGACCUUAUUUCAUUGGUCUUGUUGGUAAAAAUAAAUAUUAUACACGAGCAAAAUUUAAAUUA
Molecule: messenger RNA, 1360 nt
Organism: Dioscorea cayenensis subsp. rotundata (Guinea yam)
Lineage: Eukaryota; Viridiplantae; Streptophyta; Magnoliopsida; Dioscoreales; Dioscoreaceae
Product: chaperone protein dnaJ C76, chloroplastic
Exons: 9
Coding region: 121-1146 (341 amino acids)
Molecular function (GO): iron ion binding; electron transfer activity
Source: RefSeq, a predicted model, not a curated record